AUGUCAUUGGCCAAAAGUAUCGCACAGGAAUGGGUGGUAGACCCUUUCCAUAGACUGAAAUGGGGGUUUAUUCCUACCAGAAGAAUAGUGGACGAAUCGGACAUCGCGGUGCACACGGGAAACUCAGAAUCGGAGCUGGAACAAGAAACACACACGGAGCAUCCCGAAAAGGUGCUAAAUGGGUCUGGAUCCGAUAAAGCGUCCGAUGUCAAGACAGAACAGCAUUCGAACGACGAGGAAGAAGAAGAAGAAGAAACUGAACAGGAAACACACUUGGAAUACAGAGACGAAGCCAACCGCAAAUGGUGGGCUUUCUUCAACGAAGGCGAGUACCGUGUCAACGACAAACAGGCCAGUGGCACCAAAUGGUGGCAGUGGUUCGGAAGCGGCGUUUCGCCGCAGGAGCGAAAACUGCUGCUUAAACUGGACAUUUUGCUGGCCUUCUACUCGUGUAUGGCCUACUGGGUCAAAUACCUGGAUUUUUCUAACCUCAACAACGCCUUCGUCUCCGGGAUGCGUGAAGAACUCGGCUUCAAGGGUAACGAUCUUGUUAACACCCAGGUGAUGUUCACGGUCGGUAACAUCGUGUUCCAACUGCCCUUCAUCUUCAUUCUCAACAAAGUGCCGCUCAAUUAUCUGCUGCCCGCUCUCGAUAUCUGCUGGUCCGUGCUCACCAUCGGCAGCUCCAAAGUUAACUCCAUCUCUCAUUUGAAGGCCAUCCGGUUUUUCAUCGGUGUCUUUGAAGCCCCCGCUUAUCUGGCCUACCAGUAUCUGUUUGGCUCCUUUUACAAGCACGACGAAAUGGUGCGCCGUUCUGCGUUCUAUUAUUUCGGUCAAUACGCAGGUAUCAUGUCUGCUGGUGGUAUUCAAGCUUCCGUUUACGCAGUUCUAGACGGCAGGGGCGGUCUUUCCGGCUGGAGAUGGAAUUUCAUCAUCGACGGUUGCAUAUCCCUAGCUGUCGGUAUCAUCGGAUUCUACGCUUUGCCAGGCGACCCUUUCAACUGCUACUCCAUCUUCCUUACCGACGAUGAGAUCAGAUUGGCCCGUAAGAGGGUGCAACAAAACAAUACCCAGAAGGCAGACUUCUCGUCCAAAUUCUUCAACAAGAAGGUGUGGCUCCGCAUCCUGACCGACUGGAAGAUUUACGUUCUUACCUUGUGGAAUAUCUUUUGCUGGAACAACAACAACGGUUCUUCAGGUGCUUACUUGCUAUGGCUGAAGUCCCUCAAGAAAUACUCCAUUCCAGAACUUAACAGACUCAGUAUGAUUACUCCCGCUCUAGGUAUGAUCUAUUUGGCCAGUGCAGGUCUUUUUGCCGAUAAACUACACAGCAGAUGGGGUGCCAUCGUUUUUACUCAGGUUUUUAACUUUAUUGGUAACGUCAUCCUCGCUGCCUGGAAUGUUCCUCAGGGUGCCAAAUGGUUUGCAUUCAUGCUUCAAUACUUUGGGUGGGCUAUGGCCCCUGUCUUAUAUUCUUGGCAAAACGAUAUCUGUCGUCGUGACGCGGAAGCCAGAUCUAUUAUUUUGGUUAUCAUGAACAUGUUGGCCCAAACUACGACCGCUUUCAUGUCCGUGCUUGUUUUCAAGACUGUGGAAGCGCCAAGAUUCUUAAAGGGUUAUACUUGGACCGCGGUUUCUGCAUUCUGUCUGUCAUUAUGGACUCUAGUUGUUCUAUGGCUGUACAAGCGUGAGGAAAAACAAAACGCAAGAUCGAACGGUAUUGUUCUUUAUAAUUCUAAGAAGGAGGGAGUCCCUCCUGUUGAAUCCCCAACAGCCUAG
Molecule: messenger RNA, 1779 nt
Organism: Lachancea lanzarotensis
Lineage: Eukaryota; Fungi; Ascomycota; Saccharomycetes; Saccharomycetales; Saccharomycetaceae
Gene: SEO1
Product: LALA0S05e07382g1_1
Exons: 1
Coding region: 1-1779 (592 amino acids)
Biological process (GO): transmembrane transport
Cellular component (GO): membrane
Molecular function (GO): transmembrane transporter activity
Source: RefSeq, a predicted model, not a curated record